Messenger RNA from Thamnophis elegans (Western terrestrial garter snake), 1856 nucleotides. RefSeq names its product mitochondrial ribosomal protein L30 (gene MRPL30). Gene Ontology annotation, molecular function: structural constituent of ribosome. The coding region runs from base 48 to 521 and encodes 157 amino acids. The record is from RefSeq and is a predicted model, not a curated record. The transcript has 5 exons. Gene Ontology annotation, biological process: translation. Lineage: Eukaryota; Metazoa; Chordata; Lepidosauria; Squamata; Natricidae. Gene Ontology annotation, cellular component: mitochondrion; large ribosomal subunit.
ACGUGAUUGUGGUCUCUUUUCGCGAGAAGGUGAAUCGGCGCCCUAAGAUGGCAGCCUGGCGGUGUUACGUAUCCGCUUGGCAGAAUCUGACAAAAAGCGAAGCAAUCCCUUGGGGAAUAUGGAUUCGGCAGAAAUUUACAAAGUCUCGAAUUCCAGAAUCAGUAUUUCUUCCACGACCUGGUGAUCAUGAAAAAUAUGGUGGUAAUCCAGAAGAGCCUCAUAAACUACAUCUUAUCACCAGGAUCAGAAGUGGAAGAAGGCGUCCUUAUUGGGAAAAAGAUUUGCUUGAAGAGCUUGGAUUAACAAAAAGAUAUGCUCCAGUGGUGCUUAAAAACAUCCCUUCUGUGAAUGAAAAACUUAAAGUCAUCAAACACCUAAUAAGAAUAAAACCAUUAAAACUGCCUUAUGGAAUUCCAACAGAAGAAGAAAUACCUGAUACCUAUCUUAACAAGGUCACAGGUGAACUGAUAGUUUGUCGCCAUCUAAAAGAAGUGGAAAAGAACACCUCUGAUUCUUCAUAAUAAUGUAUUAAUACUUUAUAUAAUAAAUGUAAUAUUAAGUUGAGAAUUGUAUUACUGUAAUUGCCACUAGAGGCAUAAUAUGUAUGUUCAUUUUUAGAACAGUUUCUCUAGACUUAAUUGCCAUCUCAUAAAAUUAAAUAGUGUUAUUAUUAAGAAGAUAAAAAUAUCUAGUAUUUGGGCAUAAUUUUUACUUAAACAGUUUGGCUGUUGUAAAUGUGACAGUAUAAAUAAUAGCAACUGCAGCAGCAGCUUUUGAGAUAUAUUUUGGUAUCUACAAAGUUUACAGAAAGCUGUAACUAACGUAAUACUAAACUGAAUUUCUGUGAUGAUUGGUUAAACUAAUUUGAAGCUGCUUCGCUGGUCAUUGUUAGUCAGAUAAAAGUUGACUUUUAAGGUUUACCUUUGUGAAUAGCAUAGCAGCAUUACACAAUAAAUUGACAUCGUCAGGCAGAUACAGUCAGUGGUCAGUUAAUUGUAAAUAAGCCACAUGUUUGAUCCAUUUCCCCCCCCCCAAUAAUUAUGAGUUCAUUCCAGUAAUCUUACCUUUAUUUAUUUUUUAGUAUUUCUAUUUUGUUUAAGGAUCUUCCUUUUGUAACUGACUUUCAGGAAGUAGCCUUCAACCAGAUUUGCUCCUACAGGAAUUCUUCAGGCAGAUGUAUUUCUAUAUUUUGUUUCAUGUCAGCAAUUCACUUGCAAGCAUUUAUAUCAGUGUGCCCCCACACCUUUCAUGUGGGGAUGUUUUCCAUUUUGAGACAGAAGUCUUCUUAAAUACUGUAUGUGGAUAGUGUUCUUGUACAGUGGCAUAUACCAAAUUUUACUUAUCCCAUUUUUGGUUGGUAAACAUUUCAGCUGAAUUGUUUUGUUUGGAAAAUCCCCAUAUGUUUAAAGAGAUCUGAUUCUUCUGACAUUCAUUUCACCUUUUUUAUUAACAUAAUUUUGUAUACUUUUUUUGUUUUAUGGAAAAUAUGGAUGUGAUUGCUUCCUGGAUAAUUUAUAUACUGUUUCUCUGCCAGGAAAUCCAUACUUUUAAAGUAUUAAAAUUAAAGUAUGAAUGAAGGUCUAUUUAGAAGCUGAUUGCACAUAUUUUCAGGUCUACACUUUUUUUUCAAAAUACAUACAGAAUGAAGUAGUCCAGAAAUAAGGUAGCACAUUUCUAAAUCAUUACUCAAAUUUUAAGUCUUACCAGAUCUAGUGUAUUACUUUGAAUUAAUUUUUUAUCGCCUCAUGUAUUAGUUUCACUGAUCACAUCAGGGAAAACUGUUAUGUGUUGAAUAUACAUUUACCCAGUCUAUGUAGAUAAUGGAAAUUGCCUAUUACUAAAACAUUUACUUUGGA